CCUUAUAUCACAUCCAGUUUCUUCAGAAAAAAAAAUGUUGCUUAAAGGAUCAUCUAGCAGCUUAUGGAAAAGAUUUGCUGUUGGUUUUGUUCUUCUUUCUGUUGUUGUUGUUCAGGCUGAGGAUCCUUACAGGUUCUUCACCUGGAAUGUUACUUAUGGAGAUAUUUUCCCACUUGGGGUUCGCCAGCAGGGAAUUCUGAUCAAUGGACAAUUUCCAGGGCCUGAUCUCUAUUCUGUUACUAAUGACAAUCUCAUCAUCAAUGUGUACAACAACUUGGAUGAGCCAUUUCUUCUUUCAUGGAAUGGGGUGCAGCAAAGGAGAAACUCGUUCGAGGAUGGAGUGUACGGCACGACUUGCCCUAUCCCGCCGGGCAAGAACUUCACGUACAUUCUACAAGUGAAAGACCAAAUCGGUAGCUUUUACUACUUCCCAUCCCUUGCUUUCCACAAGGCCGCUGGUGGGUUCGGUGGCAUCAGGAUCCUCAGUAGGCCGAGAAUCCCAGUUCCUUUCUUGGAUCCCUCCAGCGAUUUCACUGUUCUUAUCGGAGAUUGGUUCAAGAUCGAUCAUAGGAAAUUGAAAGCUAGGCUAGAUGGGGGUCAUAAACUUCCUUUCCCUGAUGGUAUUCUAAUCAAUGGUCGUGGACCUAAUGGCGCAUUCUUCACAGCUGACCAAGGCAAAACUUACAGGUUUCGGAUAUCAAAUGUUGGGCUUCAGAAUUCACUGAAUUUCCGAAUUCAGGGUCACAAAAUGAAGCUGGUCGAAGUGGAGGGAACCCACACGGUUCAGACCAUCUAUGAAUCACUCGAUGUCCAUGUGGGUCAAUCUUAUUCUGUGCUUGUUGCUAUGGACCAGGCUGCUCAGGAUUUCUACAUCGUGGCCUCGACUCGAUUUACUGACAAGAUCCUUACAACCACUGGAACUCUUCAUUAUAGUAACUCCAACAAGCCAGUUUCAGGGCCGAUUCCUGGUGGACCGACGACCCAAAUUGAUUGGUCUCUUAACCAGGCUCGAUCCAUUAGGACCAACCUAACCGCAAGUGGACCAAGGCCGAAUCCACAGGGAUCAUAUCACUACGGUCUCAUCAACAUAACCAGAACAAUCAAGCUAGUGAACUCAGCUGCUCAAGUCAAUGGGAAGCAAAGAUACGCUGUUAACAGUGUUUCUUUUGUUCCACCUGAUACACCUUUGAAACUAGCCGACUACUUCAAGAUCGGAGGCGUUUUUCGAGUCGGAAGCAUCUCCGAUAACCCAACCGGUCAACCAAUGUACCUCGACACAUCGGUUAUGGGUGCUGAUUUUCGAGCCUUUGUGGAAAUCGUGUUCGAGAACCAUGAAAGCAUUGUCCAAAACUGGCAUAUUGAUGGAUAUGCCUUUUGGGUCGUCGGCAUGGAUGGAGGAUUAUGGACACCGGACAGUCGUAAAGAGUACAAUCUAAGAGAUGCAGUUUCCCGAUCCACCACACAGGUAUAUCCUAGAUCAUGGACUGCUAUUUACAUGGCUCUUGAUAAUGUUGGGAUGUGGAAUGUGAGGAGUGAAUUUUGGGCACGGCAAUAUCUUGGGCAGCAAUUUUACUUGAGAGUGUAUUCACCCGUGCGAUCAGUGAGGGACGAAUAUCCCAUUCCGAAGAAUGCUUUGCUCUGUGGCAGAGCCCAAGGGAAAAUCACAAGACCUCUCUGAAACAGUUAACAGCCGAAACCAUUCUGAAGUGUCGAUAAAUGUAUCAAUUUUAAGCAUUCUUUUUCUUUGUAACAAACUUAUAAUGUUCGAUUUCUGUUAUAAAUAAGUCUUCUGAACCCUUCCCUA
Molecule: messenger RNA, 1804 nt
Organism: Hibiscus syriacus
Lineage: Eukaryota; Viridiplantae; Streptophyta; Magnoliopsida; Malvales; Malvaceae
Product: L-ascorbate oxidase homolog
Exons: 8
Coding region: 35-1678 (547 amino acids)
Molecular function (GO): copper ion binding; oxidoreductase activity
Source: RefSeq, a predicted model, not a curated record